Molecule: messenger RNA, 1317 nt
Organism: Ordospora colligata OC4
Lineage: Eukaryota; Fungi; Microsporidia; Ordosporidae
Exons: 1
Coding region: 1-1317 (438 amino acids)
Source: RefSeq, a predicted model, not a curated record
AUGGCAUCCAUUGAAAAAGAAGUGAGUCGGCACAGGAUGUUUGCAUGGAUGCUUAGUGGAAUUGAAGGCAUGUUUGUGGUUGCAAUAGCUGCACAGUUUGUUGGAGAUCCAUUGAGGAUUAUUAUUGAUCCGCUUGGUUGUUUAGCAUCCAGCAUGAGUUCUAUUAGGACAAUAAUGCUAUGGAUUGCAAUGCAUUUACAUCUUUCAUGUAGAGCAUCAUACACUGGCAAAAGAAUGCCUAGAUUAGUUGCUUUUUUGCAUGCAGUUAUCUCACAACUGGUUUUUGUAAGGUAUUUUGUUGGAAGCUACUUGAGAACCGAGUCUAGCAUGACUGGAAUACUUUCACUAUUCUAUGUGUUCUUUUUGAUAUUUUCAUCAUUGCUACAGACGUUUGGAGCAGAUAUUUUGAUGAUAGAAAGGAAGCACACGCGUGUUCGUGGAUUGAUUAUUUACAUGUGGCUAUCGGUUGGAUCAGUGGCUGGUGAAGUGAUGCGAAUAUAUGCAGGCAGUAUAAUUCUUGUGGUUGGUACAGCAAUAAUUGGAAGCAUAGGAUUAAGAAUAUUGGCUUUGAUGAUAAGAUUGCACAUAUUGAUUGAUAUAGCAAAUGUGGCACCAUGGAGAAUGCCAAAAGAGUUUUUUUCAGUGAGUGUGUCGGUGAUUGGGUAUUUAUUUAUCAUGAGGAUUGUUGAUAGAGUGUAUAUUUAUAACAUGUCGCUAUUGAACCUGAAACUUUGCGAAUAUGGAUAUGAGGAGAGCGAUGAUAUUGAAACGGCAAGGUUUAAGUUUUUCCAGAUAUCUGGACUGGCAAUGAAAUAUCUGGCUAUACUAAGGAGAAUGGCCAGAUGUCACAAAAGUGUUGUUUCUGUUGGUGAGUACAUUCAAAGGGAAAGAAGAGAGAUACUAGAGUGUACAGCUCUGAUGAGGAAAGAAAGAGGAAUGAUGGAGGCAAAAAGAUGGAUGAAUGUACCACAGAUGAAUUUGAACAAUAAUAAGCCAAAGGUGCUUGUUACGCAGAAAAAAGUGCAUUUUGUGAGAAGGAUCCGAUCCUAUAACUUUAUUGAGAUACUUGUGUCUAGGAUUAUGUAUGUAUACAAGAUCCAGAUGCUAAAGACUAGAUAUAAUGAAGCGAUUGAGGCAUUUGGAGAAAUAAGAAGAUUUGUGGAGUUUUUGAAUGGAUAUAAAGGAGAGUAUUUGCUGCUGGGAGAUUUAGAUGCAAUGAUAAGAUUGGGAAUGAAGGGGCUGAAGAAUGAAGUAUUUGAGGUUGAAAAGCUUAUUGCAACAAGGCUGCCAUCAGAUGUCUUUGUCAAGGAUUAUUGA